Messenger RNA from Paramacrobiotus metropolitanus, 1667 nucleotides. RefSeq lists its product as uncharacterized. The transcript is spliced from 8 exons. NCBI's taxonomy places the organism in Eukaryota, Metazoa, Tardigrada, Eutardigrada, Parachela, Macrobiotidae. Gene Ontology annotation, molecular function: ATP binding; ADP binding; phosphoglycerate kinase activity. Bases 169 to 1422 code for a protein of 417 amino acids. The record is from RefSeq and is a predicted model, not a curated record. Gene Ontology annotation, biological process: glycolytic process; gluconeogenesis. Gene Ontology annotation, cellular component: cytosol.
GAUCGGAUAUCAUCGCUAUUGCUCAAAUCCAGGGAAUUCCGGGACGCACAGCUGGCGCACUCUAGAAUUUCUCGCUUCUCCAGGCUUCUGAACCAAAAUCCGGUUGAAAAGUUUUUCUCUAGAGCUUCGGCGAAGCUAGAGCGAAUCUUACCGUGCACCAAGCCGAAAAUGUCGAUCGGUAACAAGUUAGCCAUUGAUAAGCUGGACUUGAAGGAUAAACGCGUCCUCAUGCGGGUGGAUUUCAACGUGCCCCAAAAGGACAAUGGCGAAGUUGCCAACAACCAACGUAUUGUUGCCGCGCUGGAUUCUAUCAAGUACGCCGUGGAUCAUGGAGCAAAAUCCGUGGUUCUGAUGAGCCACUUGGGUCGGCCGGAUGGACAGAAGAAGGACAAGUACUCCCUGAAACCAAUUGUCCCCGAGCUGGAGAAGCUGUUAAACAAGAAAGUGACGUUCCUGCCUGACUGCGUCGGAGCAGAAGUGGAAGAACACUGCAGCAAAGCGCAGAAUGGUGAAAUUAUCCUCUUGGAAAAUCUUCGAUUCCACCCCGAAGAGGAAGGCAGUAUGGUAGAUGACUCUGGAAAGAAAGUGAAGGCCGAUAAGGAGAAGGUGGAGCAGUUCCGGCAGUCGCUGACGAAACUGGGCGACGUUUAUGUUAAUGAUGCUUUUGGUACUGCGCACAGAGCUCACAGCUCCGUGGUGGGAGUGAAACACGAUAAGAGAGCUGCUGGCUUCCUUAUGAAGAAAGAAUUGGAAAUGUUUGCACGUUGCUUGGAGAAGCCAGAUCACCCGUUUCUUGCUAUUUUGGGAGGUGCAAAAGUUAAGGAUAAGAUCCAGCUUAUUGAAAACUUACUGGAUAAAGUGGAUGAAUUAAUUAUUGGAGGAGGCAUGGCAUUUACUUUCUUGAAGCAACUGAAUGGAAUGAAGAUUGGAAACUCGUUGUUUGACGAAGAAGGAUCGAAAAUUGUGCAGAAUUUGAUGGAUAAAGCCAAAUCGAAGAAUGUUCAGAUCCAUCUGCCGGUCGACUUCGUUACUGGCGAUAAAUUCGAGAAAGGUGCUAAAGUGGGCGCGGCAACGGCUGCCGAAGGAAUUCCGGAUGGUCAAAUGGGCAUGGAUAUAGGACCCGAAAGUAUCAAAAAAUUCCAGGAAGUGGUCAAUAAGGCCAAACUUAUUAUCUGGAACGGUCCUGUUGGAGUUUUUGAAUGGGAUAGUUUUGCCAAUGGUACCAAAUCGCUUAUGGGUACAGCUGUUGAAGCCUGCAAAAAGGGCGCUGUAGUGGUGAUCGGUGGAGGGGACACCGCUACGGCAGCCGCCAAUUUCGGUGCGGAAGAUAAGGUCAGCCAUGUUAGCACCGGAGGAGGGGCUAGUCUGGAGCUCUUGGAAGGCAAAACGCUUCCUGGUGUGGCGGGACUGUCGGACGCUUGAUAAUCAAAACCUGUGUGGAUGGAUGCUUGGUGUUAAAAUAUUAUGCUCGGUUUUCAGUUGGUGUAUUACUCCGGUAGAGCUUUCGUACAAAUGUUGGUUUUCAAUGGUUUGCAAACUGUGCAUAUCUUUGCUAUAUGGUGGAUUGCGGUCAGAGCUUAAAAAUACAGCGUAAAUUACUAAAUAUGCAGUUGAACGUGUGACUGCAUUAUUAAAAGUGGUGAAGUUAUUAAAAAAACGAAAACGUU